Lactuca sativa (garden lettuce) is the source of this 999-nucleotide messenger RNA. Lineage: Eukaryota; Viridiplantae; Streptophyta; Magnoliopsida; Asterales; Asteraceae. The record is from RefSeq and is a predicted model, not a curated record.
AUGGCUCAAUCGCCGGUGAACUAUAUUGGAGUGAACACGUUUGAAAAGCGAUUAGAAAAACGAACAAAUCAAGUUCAGUUAUUUCUUUGGAUAAAGUCAUUAAGAGAAGAGAUGAACGUUGAAUGCAAGAAUAGUCAGGAUAGAAUCAGCACUCUUCCUCAAGACACAAUUGAAAAAAUUCUUACUCAUAUGCCAAUCCGAGAUGCAGUGAGGACAAGCAUCUUGUCAAGGAAAUGGAGGUAUUCUUGGACAAGAAUGCCGAAGCUUGUAUUUGAUGUCAACAUGUAUUGGAAUGAUAUGGCUAGAAAAUAUACAAAUACAGAGCUUACCGAGCGUGAUUUGGUUAAGCUUUAUAAGUGUUUACCUUUAGUUCAGGUUCUGAAAGUCUCCAAGUUGUAUAUCAAGGACUUGGGUGUAGGUAGUAAUAGUAUGCCACAUAAGCUCCCCAUUUCACUACCCCACUUGAGAAUACUUGUUCUUGGUGUGUGUUUCGUUGACCUUUCGACUGUUCUAUGUGUGAUCAGCAGCUCUCCAAAUUUGGAGAAGAUCAAAGUGGAGAUGUGUCAGGACCAUGAUUGCCAGUGUAUUCGACAAACUUUCAAUAACUUGCCUGAUAUUCAAGAAGACUACUCGGGCAUCAACUUGGAUCAUCUCAAAGAGCUGGAUAUAACAAACUUCCAUAACCAUGGUGUUGAGAUGGAGUUUGUGAAGCUCAUCAUGGGUAAGUCACCUGUGCUAAAGAAAGCACGGAUAGAGCUUCAUUAUCGUGUUUCUGUUAAUGAAGAAGUGAAGAUGCUUCGAGGUUUGGUGCACAUGCCAUUACCACGUCCAUCACCAGCAGUUGAUUAUGACAUUUUUACACUUUUAUAUUCUCCAACUAAUCUAUCCACUUAUUUUGAUGCUUUACCAUUAAACACAAGACUUCCAGAGUUGGAGAGCGAAAAGAAGAAAGAAGAAAGAAGAAAGAAGAAAGAAGAAAGAAAUGAUGUGAGGGUGUGA